This is a messenger RNA of Blepharisma stoltei, 979 nucleotides long. The record is from the annotation of a GenBank genome assembly. NCBI's taxonomy places the organism in Eukaryota, Ciliophora, Heterotrichea, Heterotrichida, Blepharismidae.
AUGACAAGAGUAGUUUUUCCUGUCUGAGUUGGAGAAAUAGGACAGAAAAUAUAUAAUGAGUAUUGAGAAAAAUAUAAUAUAACGCCAGAAUUUGAUUCUUGUUUAUAUUUUGAUGGAGUUCAUAUUGCUACUGUUUUAGAUUAUAUAUAAUUUUAAAUAAAUAGUAUUAUUUUUUUUUAUUAGAAAAGUAGUUAAUUAUGUAAGCAUUUAUUAUGAAAAAAAAGCUUAUAAUAAAUAGAGGCCAAGAUUACACUGACCCGCUUAAGCUGAUGUCUACCAUAAGAGUGGCAAAAUCUAAUGGAUGCACAGGCCCUAUUUCUAUUGACCCAGAAAGCAAUGACAGACUUUUGCUAACUAUUAGAAAAAUAACUAUUUUUUGCCCGCCCUUCGUGAGCAAAUAAAAAUUUUUUUAAUAGAAAAAUUUUUUAUGGAAAAAAUUUUGAUAUAUAAGUGAUAUAGAAAUUUCCCAUAGAUGGCGCUGUUUGCCCUUGAUUUGCCCAUGAGAAAAAUUUUUUGGUUUGACCAAACCAUAUGGGACUGGCCGAACCAAAAAAUUUCCCCAGUGGGCAAAUCAAGGGCAAACAGCGCCAUCUAUGGGAAAUUUCUAUAACUAUUAUAAUGAAAUCUUGAGCUAAUUUAGUUUAAUUUUAAAACAAAUUUUGCAAAUUAAAUUAAUAUUUGCGAAUUUUUUUUAAAAAAAAAUAACCCCCUCUGUGAGCGAACAAGAUUUUUUUGUUCGCUCACGGAGGGGGGCAUAAAGGAAGAGGGCUUAUGUUUGGAUAUUCUUUUUGGUUUUCGCAGUUACCUCUGCAAUAGCUUUUAUUAUAUAUCAAAAAUGGUCAAAUAUAUCUGUAGAGAUUCUUGAAGAAAAAAAAUCUAUAGAUGGUUUUAUUGUGGAGGAACAAUACCUAUAGACUUCUUCGAAUUUGCCUCAAUGGGACUUAAUUUUUCAGAAUUUGGGUCAAUCCUGUCAAAUUAA